AUGGCUUAUUACACAAAUCAUUUUGCUACAAUCUUUUUCUUGCUCUUUCUUUCCUCGUUUACUAUUAAUAAUACACCAUGCAAUGCAAAGUUAUCUUCUACAUACUACGACUCCACAUGUCCGAAUGCAUUACGUACAAUCAGGACCACAAUCCGGACAGCCAUUUCUCGUGAGCGUCGCAUGGCAGCUUCCCUCCUUCGACUCCAUUUCCAUGACUGCUUUGUUCAGGGUUGUGAUGCAUCUAUCUUGUUAGAUGAUAGUCCAUCAAUAGUAAGCGAAAAGAACGCAUUGCCAAACAAGGGUUCGGCUAGAGGUUAUGAAGUGAUAGAGGCUGCUAAGUCUAAAGUUGAGAAACUAUGUCCUGGAGUUGUAUCGUGUGCAGACAUACUAACCGUGGCUGCUCGUGAUGCAUCUGAAAUGGUUGGUGGUCCAUCGUGGUCGGUGAAGUUAGGAAGAAGAGAUUCAACCACAGCUAGCCUUGUUUUAGCAAAUACCGGCGCUUUACCUAGUUUUAAAGCUCCUCUAGAAUCACUUAUUUCAUCCUUCAAAGAUCAUGGACUUAGUGCAAGGGACAUGGUUGCAUUAUCAGGAGCUCAUACUAUUGGACAAGCGCAAUGCUCAUUAUUUCGCGACAGGAUAUACAACAACGGGUCAGAUAUACAUUCUGGAUUUGCUAGUAUGCGUAGACGUCGUUGUCCUAUAAACGAAGGGAACAACAAUCUGGCAGCAUUAGAUUUGGUGACACCGAAUUCAUUUGACAACAACUACUUCAAGAACUUGAUACAGAAAAAGGGUCUUCUUGAAUCGGAUCAAGUUCUUUUCAGUGGUGGAUCAACAGACAGCAUUGUGAAGGAAUAUAGUAAGAAUCCUUAUAAAUUCAAGUCGGAUUUCGCAGCUGCAAUGGUGAAGAUGAGUGAGAUCACGCCAUUACUUGGCGAUAAAGGAGUCAUUCGAAAGAUCUGUAGUGCUAUUCCAUAA
Erigeron canadensis is the source of this 978-nucleotide messenger RNA. RefSeq names its product lignin-forming anionic peroxidase-like. The record is from RefSeq and is a predicted model, not a curated record. Gene Ontology annotation, biological process: hydrogen peroxide catabolic process; response to oxidative stress. The transcript has 3 exons. NCBI's taxonomy places the organism in Eukaryota, Viridiplantae, Streptophyta, Magnoliopsida, Asterales, Asteraceae. The coding region runs from base 1 to 978 and encodes 325 amino acids. Gene Ontology annotation, molecular function: peroxidase activity; heme binding.